CAUUCAGAUGUCACCAUAAUACAUUGGCUGAAAAAAGUCACAGUAAAACACCUCAUGAGAAACACACUAAGUGCCCUGCAUCAAUGUUAAUUACUUUGAAAAACAAUGAAAUGAAAUGUAGCCAAGAUAUUUACCUUAAAACACAUCCAAUGGAAAUUCUUUUGAAAAGCACUCAUAACCAUCCUGUUGAGGCUGCUGCUGGUGACGUUCUAAGGCACAGAAGACCUUGUCUAGGAACAGUGCAGAAGUUCACUGAUAUGUUCAAGAAUACAUGCUCCCGAAUAACACCAGCUUAUGCCAUGGAGAGAAACUUGGAAGAUUUAGAAAUGUCAGAUCAAGACUUAAUAAAGAUAGGUGAUGGUGCAUUUGUUCCAGAAAGACCAUGGGUGUACAAGUUAUACAAGAAAAUAAUGAAAGAACAGUGUGGUGAACCGUAUGGACCUGGAAUGAUUUCAGCUCUUGAAAAAUAUGUAGAAAAUUACAAUUCUGAAUGUGGGGAAGUUUGUGCUAAAUUUGGUUCAAGUGCAGAUGGUAAUGACCAUUACAUAGCUGUAUGCACUCCUAUGAUGAAGCGGAUCCAUACCCAUUACAAAGGAUCGGGGGAAGUCAUGUUCAUUGACUCCAGUGGGUGUAUGGACAAUAACAAUGCUAGAGUUUUUGUUAUACUCACACCUAGUGUAGUAUGUGGACUUCCCUUAGGCUUACUUAUAACUUCCUCUGAAAAGGAACCAGUGGUUUUGGCUGCAUUGCAGUUGUGGAAAGAAGUAUUGCCUGAAAACGCAUUCUAUGGAAGGGGCUCCUUAGGACCCAAAAUUAUUAUCAGUGAUGCCUCUACUAGUGAGCGUAACAGUGUAAGUGACUGUUGGCCAAUGGCAGUACUGCUACUUUGUCUGUUCCAUGUUCUUCAGGCAAUGUGGAGGUAUAUCUGGGACAGUCAUAACGGAGUGGAGUUCAAGGACAAAGCCUAUGUUUACUACUUGUUUCGGGAAAUUGUGUAUGCCCCAACAGUUGAAGAGUUUAAUAAUGCAUAUGAAGAGGCAAUGCAAGAUCAGCGACUGCUUCUAUACCCUAUUGUCUGGAAACACUUUGACGAUUAUAAGAAGAAAGCAAAAGAAUGGGCACUUUGUUAUAGGGUAGAUCUCCUUACAAGAGGACAUCACACAAACAACUUCUGUGAAGCCUGCAUGCGUAUCAUCAAAGAUACAAUUCUACAACGAGCAAGAGCAUACAAUACUGUGCAGCUGUUGGACCUUCUACUGACUAAACUUGAAAAGCACUUCAAGAGGAAAUUAGCUUUUGUUGUAAGCAAUAGAAUUCGUGCCAGCCGGUCAUACAAGUACCGAAUUAAGGCUGAGAAGCUAAAACCACUUGUGGCUGAGAGACUAUUUUCCUCUGAAAAUUUGUUUCGAGUUGAAAACACACAAAAGAAGACUGAGUAUGUUGUGGAUUCGCAACUGAAUAUUUGCUCGUGCCCUAUUGGUAUGUGUGGAGCACCAUGCAAACAUCAAAUGAUGGUAGCAAAGAAAUUCAAGAUUUCUAAUCAGCAAUUUCUGCCUACCUCUGAUCCGGCAUUCCGAAUGAUCCUAUUUUUUAUCAUGACUGGUCACACUAACAUACCUGAUGGCUUUUUGAAAACUUUGAAGGGUGACAACGUAAGUGUUGACCUGAACAUCAAUCCAGACUACAACAAUAACACUCCAACAAAUGAAAACGAAAAUGAAGAUCAGAUUGACAUUCCACUGGAAUCAUCGGAUGAGCAGCCACCUGACCUUGAUUGCGUCAAGGAGGAAAUUCGGAAUGUGGCAGAGGAUUUGUGUGACAGAUUGACAAACAGCCUGUACUUGUCAGAGCCAUGUCAGAAAUUUGUAAAGAAUUAUUGGACCAUUGUCAAGAGAGGUAACUUUGAAUCCACCCUUGCUUCUGCCUUGGCAACAUUUUCGAAGGACCAAGCCUUGUAUGCUCCAACAUGUCGGCGGAUUAAUAUUAAUGUGCAACCAACUGCUCCACCCAGACGGUCAAAGUGUAACCAGGGAGGUAAACAUGCCCAAGCAGGGGGAAGACCGAACAUGGCUGUGGUUGCAGAAACAAUAGCUGUCAACCCAAGAGGUGACCAUGGCUAUGCCCCACCAUCUAAAGUCAAGCGCAAUACUCAAGUAGAGCCAUCAUGGUCUGUCCCACCUGUCAAGAAGCCAAAAGUACGUCAUUCACUAGAUUCAUGUGUUGGUGCUAGUGUUCGUCUCCCAAAAUAGUAAUUUGGGAAAUCUGGUCGUUCUCCCAAAAUAUAUUUUAUUCUUGUCAUAUUUUGUGAUAGAGAUAUAAGUAUUUGCCAUGUGUUUGUUAUUGAGUUAGAAUUAAUCUUAAUUACUUGUCAUAUUCUUGUCAUGUUUAUGUGGUUACUAAGAUUUUAAAUAGUUAUGGAGUAUGUAAUUUUGUUUAUCUAAUCUUUAUUUAUGUGUGUUAUCUGUAGGUACUUAUAUUGAAUUUUUUAAAAGUAUUCUUAUAUCAUUUAUGAUAUCAUUUGUUAUACUCUAAGAAUUGAAUAUGUGAGACAUGGCUUAUAUAAAAAAUAAUAAAUGUUCAAAUAAUUCCAUUAUUGUGGCAUAUGAUUUAUUUUAAAAUGAAGAAACAGAAAUCUAGACAGGGCUAAAUCAAUCAAGGCUGGCUGGCAGACAUCUUCAUUCUCUUGUUUUUGGUCAGAGAAAGACUUUUCCUUUUCUACAACAGAAAAAGUUGUGGCAAUGAACUAAAAACUUAAUUUUGAAAGGAAACAAUGUGAUAGAAACAACAAGAGUACUUACGACGAUGGUCUUAUUAGUUGGUGAGAAAGGAGAUGUGAAGCGUAGUGCAGAGGGCAUCCUUACUGCACCUUCAAAUACAGCUAAUGAACCAUCAUUGUUUUCAUGUUUUACUGCAGACUCAUGGCUUUGACAGACAGGAAUA
Molecule: messenger RNA, 2940 nt
Organism: Frankliniella occidentalis (western flower thrips)
Lineage: Eukaryota; Metazoa; Arthropoda; Insecta; Thysanoptera; Thripidae
Exons: 2
Coding region: 84-2249 (721 amino acids)
Molecular function (GO): zinc ion binding
Source: RefSeq, a predicted model, not a curated record